Myripristis murdjan (pinecone soldierfish) is the source of this 5099-nucleotide messenger RNA. It is a transcript of the gene polrmt, whose product is annotated as polymerase (RNA) mitochondrial (DNA directed). Lineage: Eukaryota; Metazoa; Chordata; Actinopteri; Holocentriformes; Holocentridae. The coding region runs from base 64 to 4080 and encodes 1338 amino acids. Gene Ontology annotation, biological process: mitochondrial transcription. Gene Ontology annotation, cellular component: mitochondrial DNA-directed RNA polymerase complex. Gene Ontology annotation, molecular function: DNA-directed RNA polymerase activity; protein binding; mitochondrial promoter sequence-specific DNA binding. The transcript is spliced from 21 exons. The record is from RefSeq and is a predicted model, not a curated record.
UUAACUCGGUCUUAUCCAAAAUGGCGACCUAGUGCUCAGACAUAACGCGGUUAAUAUGUCAACAUGUCACUCCUCAGAGUCUGUGCCUUUACCAAGUGUCUGAAUCGUCGCAGUUUGUUUGAGAGAUGCGCCGUCGUCCGCGUGUCUCGCGUGGACCGCUGUCAGCUGUGUCUCACGAGGACAAACGGCGCCGCGAGACGGAUACCAGAGACACUCUUGUGGCUGCAGCAAAGAAAUUUCUCAUCUCUGAUAAAAAGAGAGGAUGGGAAGAAACGUGCACUCGAACGGUUUCAGCUGUUAGAUGUGCUUGAGGCCAGAAUCCAGCAGCUGCAGUCUGACGUUCUAGAUGUCCAACAUGUGAAGGUGCAGGUUAUCAAAGCCCCCUCUUCAGGAAGAGGGGGUCCACCUGGUAGGGGUCCCAAAAACAAGACUCAGGAGAAAACGGACUUCCCUAAAUCAGCACACUCUGGUACGAAAGGAGCUUCUAAAUCCCAGCCUAGCCGCUGGAUGGAAAAACUAAGUCAGGAGAAGAAGAACAAAAUAAAGAAACAGCAGCAUCUCCAGCAGAAAAUACAGAAGACUGUUGAUGAGAAACCAGCACCAAAAGCUAAAAAAAGCAAAAGCAGCCAGAUGUUACCUGGUACGUCACAUAAAAUCAUAUCUUCUGCAGCUCAAAAGACUAUAACCACUGUUAAGAGGAACAAAGGUUCUAUGAAAUUGUCUGAUGCAAUUAGGGCUGCAGUAUCUGCACCAGUUACCUCCACUGCUGCUGCUGCCGCUACAGCAACAGCAGCUAUUCCUCACAAGGUCUCGAAAGGGAAAGGGAAGGACUCUAAAAAGCAGGUUCCCAGCCGAGAGGGCCAAAGGCAGUCUGCUAAAGAUGCCGAGGCCAGGGCUAAGGAGAUUGCUGAGGUGGAGGAACUGGAGAAGAGGCUCAGCCAGCAGGUCAGCCAGUGGGCAUCCUCAACGAACUCGGAGCGCCUUGUGGUAGACAGUGACGCAAACACAUGUGGAGACAUCCAGUCUAGCCUCCGCUCUUACCUGGAGGCGUGCGUGUUCGCAGGGGACAUCGAGCGCGCACAUCAGUUUCUGCUCAGCCAGCACAGAACUAUGAAUCGACGCAAACAGCUCAACAUUGAGAUGUACAACAUCAUGAUGAGGGUCUGGGCCAAGAAGGGCACACUGAGCCAUAUUGGCCGCAUCUUUAUCCUGGUAGAAGAGGCGGGACUAAAGCCCAAUCUGGGAUCCUACUGUGCUGCUCUGGAGUGUAUGGGCCGCACCCCCAACUGUUCCCCACGUGUCAUCAACAGGUGCCUGAGCCAGAUGGAGGAGGACGGCCUGUCUGUGGACGAUCUGUUCAGCCAGUGUGUGUUCCGGCAGGAUGAGAGAGACAUGCUGCUGAGGGCCGUCCGCACCGUCCAGCCAGACUACCAGCCCAAGCCCAACACCACCCUAACACCCUGCGCCUCACCGCUGGUCCAGGACUUCUACUCACAGAGGGCAGACCAUCAAUACCCCAAGCUGGACUUUUCUCAGGAGGAACUGCAGGAGCGCUUCAAACGUCAGCUCAGCAUGGAGCAGGCCUGCACCGUUACCAUCGACUCUGUGGAGGUGGCCAUGCCUGUCACUGAAAACAUGACCAAGAUGAGGGAGCUUCUGGCAGAGCACCGGUCUCAGUGGCAGAAGACUCUCCUCCAGGCCCUCAGAGAGAGCAAAAUGAUCCUAGCCAAAACCAACACCAAGGACUAUCGGCUCAACCUCUACCCUUAUCUCUGUCUGCUGGAGGAUCGCGAGUAUGUCGACAUCAUGAUACAGAGUGUGUCCAGCCUGCCUCCCAGUGGAGAGUCACUCAAGAUUUUAGCCAGAGACCUGGGCAACAGGUUGUACACCAAGUAUUGUGUGCAACAGAAAGGCCGCAACCAGAUUGUGGAAAAGCUGAGCAACAUUUACAAUGCUUACACCGACCUACUGGCCAAAGAUACCAAGGUAUAUGAUGUCCUUCCCAGAGAACAGUGGUGUCAGCUUGAGACAGAGCACAGUUCAGGACCCACUCUCCAGGGGGAUGAGACCCAUUGGCCAUAUACUGUAACCGUGGAGCUGGGCACCUACAUGGUGGACCUGAUGGUCAAGAACCUCAAAAUUAAUAGUGACAUCCUGAACCCGGCCUGUGACAGGAAGCUCAUCCCCAUUCUCUACCACAUGUACACUUUCCGCAGCACCCGACAGGUCGGCUUCAUUAAGCCCCACCCUAUCCUGACCCAGAUGCUGCAGGAAGCCAUGGAGACCAAAUUGACCUUUGACUCCUAUGUGAUCCCGAUGCUGUGCCCACCUGUGCCCUGGAUCUCUGCCAAGUUUGGGGCCUACUUGCUGACACCUACCAAACUGAUGCGUGCGAUAGAUGGGGCCACCCAACACGAACUACUGCUGGAAAAAUGCCAGAACCUCCAUGCCGUCCUGGAUUCACUCAACCAGCUGGGCACAUGUGCCUGGAGGAUCAAUAAACCCCUCUUGGACAUUAUUAUCUCCAUUUUCAACGACCGAGGUAGUGACAAGCUAGACAUCCCUCCACCCAUGUCAGAGGCCCCUAAAAUCCCCCACUUCAACCCCCAAGAUCCUUCCUAUACCUCCACCGAAAAGGCCCACAUGAAAAGGGAAGUGAUCAAGGCCAAAAAGAAAUGCAGCGAGAUGCACAGCCUGCGUAUGGACGCUCUCUAUAAACUCUCCAUCGCCAACUACAUGAGAGACGAGAUCUUCUGGUUCCCUCACAAUAUGGACUUCCGGGGACGUACCUAUCCUUGCCCUCCCUACUUCAACCACCUGGGGAGUGAUGUGACGCGGGCUAUUCUUGUCUUUGCGGAGGGGAAGCCUCUGGGCCCGAAAGGUCUGGAUUGGCUGAAGAUCCACUUGGUUAACCUAACUGGACUGAAGAAAAGGAGUUCACUACAGGGCAGGCUGGAGUAUGCCAACUCCAUCAUGGAAGACAUACUGGACUCUGCUGACAACCCUCUAAAUGGAAAGAAGUGGUGGAUGAAUGCAGAUGAGCCGUGGCAGGCUCUGGCCUGCUGCAUGGAGAUAGCUAAUGCUGUGAGAUCUCCUGACCCAACACGCUUCAUCUCUCACUUCCCUGUCCACCAGGAUGGUUCCUGUAAUGGUCUGCAGCACUAUGCCGCCCUGGGCAGAGAUGUCAUUGGUGCCACGUCAGUCAACCUCAUGCCCUGUGAUGUGCCCCAGGAUGUGUACAGUGGGGUAGCACAACAGGUGGAGGAGUUCCGAGCGCGGGAUGCGGAGAGUGGUCUGAAGAUCGCCCAGGUCCUGGAGGGUUUCAUCAGCAGGAAGGUGGUCAAACAGACUGUGAUGACGGUGGUAUACGGGGUGACACGCUAUGGCGGACGCCUCCAGAUAGAGAAACGACUGAAGGAGAUUGAUGAGUUCCCCAAGGAGUAUGUAUGGGAUGCGUCACAUUACCUGGUGCGUCAGGUGUUCACUGGGUUGAAAGAGAUGUUUACAGGAACCAGAGAGAUUCAGGACUGGCUGACAGAGAGUGCCAGGCUCAUCUCCAAGUCUGGCCGCACUGUGGAGUGGGUGACACCCCUGGGUUUACCCAUCAUACAGCCCUACCACCGCACUCGUUACCAAGUGCUGAAGAGUACAAUGCAACACAUCAACCUCCAGAUCAGCCAUGAUGCCAAAGAGAGACCAGACACGGUUAAACAGAAGAACGCCUUUCCGCCAAACUUCAUCCACUCUCUGGACUCUACACACAUGAUGCUCACUGCACUUCACUGCUACAGUGCUGGCCUGACAUUUGUCUCAGUCCACGACUGUUUUUGGACCCAUGCCCUCACAGUGGACACCAUGAACAAGGUGUGUCGGGAACAGUUUGUCGCCCUGCACAGCCAGCCCAUCCUUCAAGAGCUGUCCAACUUCCUGCUACACAAGUACUGCACUGGGCUGCUGGCCGAAGUGAAGAACAAGAAGUACUUGGAGUACAGGAGGCUGCUGCUGCUGCUGGCCAAAGUGCCCCAGACAGGUGAUUUUGAUCUCCAGCAGGUGAAGGAAUCCACAUAUUUCUUCAGCUGAGAGGAUCCUGGAGGCAAGCGGACGCAGGGAGAUGGGUGGAAUUGACCGAGUGCAGCAGGGAGGCUGCAGGGCCUGGGGUCUCCACUGGCCUUGUCUCCCUCAGACAUCAGCAUAUUGAUCCCGCCGCCCCCACCCCCCCACCUGCCUGCCGAUCCAUCGGCUGGCCUGGAGCUGCUGGAGCUGCUGGGGUCAUUCACACACAACAAACCUGCCUGAUUAACUGACUAGUGAAGUGGGGGGAGGGAGGGUCGGAUGCUCACCCGAGGGAAAGGCAAAAGAACCAGCAACGGAUGGAAACAUCAAGAUCUCAGCUUUCAGAGGGACUUCUUUAAUUAUAAUGGAACCGUAGACCUCAGUGUUACUGAUGUGUGUGUGUGUAUGUUAGAGUGUGUGUGUGUGUGUGUGUGUGUGUGUGUGUGUGUGUGUGGAGCUGAGUGAAUGAGAUAAAGAGGAACAUUUAGAGACAUGUUUAUUAAGCCAUACUGUAUCCUGAAUCAUGUGAAUCAUCUGUCAAUCUCCUCAUCCUUCAGCAACACUUCUGCUGAGUAUAAGCUUAACUUUCUAUCCACAGUGUCAAGGCCAGUAAUGGUGUGUGCGCAUGUGUGUGUGUGUGUGUGUGUGUGUGUGUGUGUGUGUGUGUGUGUGUGCUUUCACGCUGUGAAAUCCCGGCUCUCCACAGGGCGCUGAUCUGCCUCAGCUAAUACUCCAGUAAUCAUCGAUCUCAUCGCUCACGGAUGGGAAGACGCACCCUGGCAGAAUGUGCAAUCACACAUUUCAGUUUUGACAGGAUUCACCUAAGAAGUUUCAAGAGGAGACAUUUGAGAGAAAUGGAAAGAUGUGCUUCAUAAAGUGAGGUGAUGAAGGUCACAGCCCGCACACAAAGGGACUCGCAGGGCUGAGCCGAGCAAAUGACAGGGCUCUCUAACAGCAUUGUGAUUGUGAUUGACUCUGAUUCUCACCUCCUUUUUUGGAAUGACUAAGCACUUGAUGAUUGCUCUAAAAUAAAUAUGUUUCUUAAA